Sabethes cyaneus is the source of this 1191-nucleotide messenger RNA. RefSeq lists its product as uncharacterized. The record is from RefSeq and is a predicted model, not a curated record. The coding region runs from base 1 to 1191 and encodes 396 amino acids. The transcript has a single exon. NCBI's taxonomy places the organism in Eukaryota, Metazoa, Arthropoda, Insecta, Diptera, Culicidae.
AUGAUCUGUUCUCCAUUCUUCUCCAAUUUCGCCGACACCGUUUUGCCUUUUCCGAUGAUAUUGCCAAAAUGUACCGGCAAAUUUUGGUUGAUGAUCGUGAUAAGCGGCUAUCACGAUCAUCAACCAAAAUUCAUCAAGCGAAUAUUUUGGAGAAACCAACCUUCUGAGCCGUUGCGCAUACUCAAACUCACAACAGUGACCUAUGGCACAGCGUCGGCUCCGUUUUUAGCAACAAGAUCUCUUGUACAAUUGGCUGAAGAUGAGCAAUCUGAAUUUCCUGAUGCCGCAAAAGUAGUUCGUGAAGACUUUUAUAUUGACGAUGUCCUUUCUGGAGCCAAUACUGAAUCAGAAGCCAUUAGCCUCAGGAGGGACUUGCAGAAAAUACUAGCCAAAGGAGGUUUCGAUAUUAGGAAAUGGUGUUCAAAUUCAGAAGUAAUUCUCGCUGAAAUACCUGAGGGUGAAAGAGAAAAGCUGCUGCAGAUUGAUGAUGCCAAUAAUACAGUUAAGAUGCUGGGAUUACAGUGGGAUACUCGCAACGAUCAGUUUCGAUAUUUCUUCCAGUCAGUUGAGUAUAAUGUUCCUAUGCCAAUCACCAAACGAUAUGUGCUUUCACAGAUUUCUAAACUAUUUGAUCCGCUUGGCUUUGUGUCACCAGUAAUAGUAAAAGCCAAGGUGCUAAUGCAAACGUUGUGGUCCCGCAAGCUUGAGUGGGACGAGACCCUUCCAGAUAAUUUGCUUUUGCAAUGGCGUAUUUUGUACAAUUCUUUGCGUUUCCUAAACCAAAUAAAAGUGCCAAGAUGUAUUAUACCGUAUCAUGCCGAUACAUUAGAAGUUCACGCUUAUGGAGCUUGUUUAUAUUUGCGUGCUACCGGUGCAGAAGCCAAAUGUAAUCUCCUCGUUAGUAAGUCGAAAGUUGCUCCUCUAAGUCCCAUGACUAUUCCUCGUAAAGAAUUAUGCGCAGCUCAGUUGUUGGUGCGAUUGCUUAUGAAGUCUAUUCCUGCAUUGAAAUUUCCUGUCUCUAAGAUUGUGCUAUGGUCGGAUAGCCAGAUCGCUUUGGCUUGGCUUCAAAAGGAUCCGAGUCGCUUAGAUGUUUUCGUGCGCAACCGUGUUGCGGAAAUCACCAAAUAUACCAAUCAAUUCUCUUGGCAAUAUGUUCGAUCAGCGGAUAAUCCUGCAGAUUUGAUUUCCUGA